Messenger RNA from Phymastichus coffea, 665 nucleotides. RefSeq lists its product as uncharacterized. The transcript is spliced from 3 exons. The coding region runs from base 180 to 665 and encodes 161 amino acids. The record is from RefSeq and is a predicted model, not a curated record. Lineage: Eukaryota; Metazoa; Arthropoda; Insecta; Hymenoptera; Eulophidae.
UGUCAGUAAAUGUGAACAUCUAACGGAUCUAUAAAAGCAUUAAAGCAAAUGAAUAUUAAACCAUUUUCUGAAUUGACCGUACAGUUCAGAUAAUGUAGUGAACUGCAAAGAAAGAAACCGUAUAAAUUUUAUUGUAUCUUGAUAAUUGUUACAGGAACUUUUUAUUAUUAAAGUUAAAUAUGUAUUACGAUUUGUACACCGUCUAUGAGUCAGUAGGAUGGCUUUAUAGGCUGAUGGGAUGUUUCCCAUAUGUCCUUAGUGGACCUAAGAAAUCAAGAUGUUAUGUGUUGAGUACGAUAGCAGUGACGUUCAACAUUUUGUUCUUUAUUAUGGGUGCAAAAUAUUUUUACGACUAUUUAAAUAUGGUAAAACAACGUUUUAUGUUCUCGAUGGAUGACGAUUCUUUAUCAAUUCUUAUUUUGGCACUGCGACAGUUUUUCAGUAUCGUCUGCAUAUUAGAUGCUAUGAUUUUAAAGAUCUUUUAUAGUAAACAAAUAAUUUUGUCUACGAAACAACUUGCCAUCCAAGACGAGGUAUUAAAAAGCUUUGGAUAUCAAUUCAAAUAUAAACAAGCAGCCAAGUUGAGCUUUAUAGUAGUAAUUAUAAUACUACUUAUCUCAUAUAGUAUAAUUAAUUUAGAGUUUUUAACACUAAUAGCACUGUAA